Etheostoma spectabile (orangethroat darter) is the source of this 2222-nucleotide messenger RNA. RefSeq names its product potassium inwardly rectifying channel subfamily J member 16a (gene kcnj16a). The transcript is spliced from 2 exons. Gene Ontology annotation, cellular component: plasma membrane. Bases 234 to 1466 code for a protein of 410 amino acids. Gene Ontology annotation, molecular function: inward rectifier potassium channel activity. Lineage: Eukaryota; Metazoa; Chordata; Actinopteri; Perciformes; Percidae. Gene Ontology annotation, biological process: potassium ion import across plasma membrane; regulation of monoatomic ion transmembrane transport. The record is from RefSeq and is a predicted model, not a curated record.
CACACUCAUGCAUAUUCACAUUCAGAACGUCAAACACACACACUCACCGCUCUGUAUAACAGCAUGGGAUGCUGAAGGGAGGUGUUAUUCUUUAGUUUUUGCAGUGACAAGUGGGCUGGCUCCUUGCUGCAGGUGACUGCUACUGUUCAGUCCCGCAGAGCUUUUACACUCAGGUACGGACAUUUUUGCGACUGGUUUCGGCAUUUAUUUUUUCAAAAAAAAGCCUCUGGAAGAUGCAUAAACAAUACAUAUCUGUGAGCCCCACCAAUGACAUCACUGUGAAGACUGAGAAUGGACCUCAACCAAAGAAACACCGCUACAUACGCAAAGAGGGCAGCUGUAACGUGGCCUUUCGCCAUGUUCCCGAGGAGUGCCUGCUGUUUGUGACCGACAUCUUCACCACCUUGGUGGAGAUCAGAUGGAGGGUGAUGUUCCUGAUCUUUGCCUUGUCUUACAUCCUGUCCUGGCUUUUCUUCGGCAUCCUCUACUGGGUCAUCGCUCUCGCCAACGGUGAUACCAGUAACAUGACAAAUGAGCCCUGCAUGUACGAAGUGCACAGUUUCACCGCUGCUUUCCUCUUCUCGCUUGAAACUCAAACAACCAUUGGCUACGGUUACAGAGGAAUGUCCGAGAACUGCAUGACUGCCAUUAUCGUCGUCACUAUACAAGAUGUCAUCAGCUGCUUCAUCGACACCUUUGUCAUUGGAAUUGUUGUCGCCAAAAUGGCCUCGGCCAGAAAGAGGGCGCAGACAGUGGGCUUCAGCAACCACGCAGUCAUCAACCUUCGUGAUGGCUGCUUGUGUCUUUCCUUUAGAAUUGGAGACUUCCGCAGGAACCACCUAGUAGAGGGGACGGCUUGCGCUCAGAUUGUCCGCUCCACGGUGCAUGCCACAGGGAAAAUAGACGUGACGUUUGAAGAUCUGAUCAUCCAGCAGAAGGACAUCAUCCUGGUCACGCCUACUACCGUCUUCCACAAGAUCGACCCCAGCAGCCCUCUGUACAAGAUGAGUUUGGUAGAUCUCAGGAAAGCAGACUUUGAGCUAGUGGUGUCCUUUACCUACACGGACGACCGCAGCGGUAUGCUGCAUCAGACCCGAACCUCGUACACUCCAGCCGAAAUCUACUGGGGCAUGAUGUUCCAGGAGAUGAUCAGGGUCAGCAGGAAGAACUACAGGGUGGAUUACUCCUUGUUUAAUCAAACCGCUAAGGUGCUGGUGCCCGAGGUCAGUGCUGAGGAGUACGAAUACAAGAAGCAGCGGCUGCCCUGUCCCAGAUAUUCCCCUCGAUCUUCACCCGGACCUUCCCCACAGCCAAAUCAUCAUGAAAAACUUCUGAAACCCUCAACAGUAACGGUAGAACUUAUGAAAGAUGGUUGUCCUGAAAUAACAAUUUCAACAUAUCAAGACGACGAUCAAUAUCAAGACACGUUGACUGUGCCCAAUGCCCUCGCAAAUACAGAAAUGUAAAAGCGGAGCCAUGAUGUUUGAGGCGGCCAUUCAUUGAGAGAUUGUGCCGAUUGUCCAUUUCUUCAGAGAAGUCACUGAUAAAGAGUAAUGUUGAGGAUGCCAUUGAAUCUCAAUUACUGUAAGAAUGUUAAAUGGUCUGGCUUCAGUGUUUUAGCAUGUGGUUUUUGUGACACUCCAGCUAUUAAUCUGUCUUUUGAGUAUCAAAGAUUCAACCAUUGAAGGCUUGAAUGAUGGCACCCAUUUACUUCAAGCUUCUUGUAGGCUACUGAAUGGACUUAGCUGUGGUUUUCAAAACAGUACAGGCUUCACAAUGCUUUACAGAGCUCUACCAAAAACUAGUAAUAUACAUAUGCUGCCUCCAUCUGUCCCUUGGUCAUUGCCUUGCAGUUGGUAGCGGUUCCUCAAGUGUCUCACAUUCAAAAUCCCCACCUUCCCAUCCUGAAGACAGAAUGGGUCCGCCUCUGGCACAGCCCUUGGCUUCAUAUUGAGAUCACAUCAGACAUAAAAAUGGCUUUUGUGGGCUUUAGGAAAGUUUUACAAAGAUUAAAUCUACAAAGAGUCCAGAGCCACACUACUGACUCCAUGAGGCUGUAACACAAUGGAAAGUAUAAAUACUAGGUGGAGUGACAACAUCAAACUGCAAAACCCGUAAUGUACAGAGGUUCGCCGUUUGAAAUACAGUACAUUUUAACAAAUUAAGUAUCUAAGGGGUUGUUGUGAUAUUCAGAUUAAGGUUAUUGUAGACCUUAGGGCAAA